AGAAGUUGUUGACCCCUUAGUGGCCACUGUCUGUAAGUACACGUUGGAACUAGACCCGGAAGCAGCGUGUACACUGCUGAAACCAAGGAGACAGCAUGGCGGAAUACACAGAUCACGACGGUGGGGCAGGGGACGAUGUGCCCGAUCUCUCAGACAGUGAUAAUGAGGAACAGUGGCAGUGGAUGGAGUCCAAUGACAACAACGUUCAAGUUACUUGCUUAUUCUGUGACAAGAUGUCAAAUUCUGGGCCAGAAACACUACAACACUGCCUAGUAGAGCAUCAAGUCAACCUUGUAGAAGUGGUUAAGAAACACAAGUUAGAUGACUAUGGCUACAUCAAGAUGAUAAACUACAUACGGACAGAGAAGUGCAGUGGGCAGAGCUUGUCUACGUUGCCUGAGUGUUCUAUUCCCUGGGAGAGUGAUGAGUACAUGAGGCCAGCUUUACAGGAUGACCCCUUACUGCAGAUAGAUCUGGAAGAACUGUGUGAGGGGACGGGGAUGUUGGCUGGCCCCUCCACUGGGGGCCAGUGUGAAGCCAGCCGCUCCUCUGAUGCUCUUCUGCAGAGGGCCCAGGCUGCAGAGGAGAGGGCCCAGCGCACAGAGGAGGCCCUGGCCAGAGCCAUGGACGACCUACACAAACUUAAGUUGCUGGCCCAGGGUCUAGUAUUGAAUGCGGAUGUGGGUCGGGGCACCGGGUCCUUGGGCGCAGUGGCUGAGCUCCGGGAGGACGAGGACGAGGCCUACUUCAGCUCAUAUGGCCACUACAGCAUCCAUGAGGAGAUGCUUAAGGAUAAAGUCCGCACCGAAAGCUACAGGGACUUCAUGUACCUCAACCCGGACGUGUUCAAGGACAAGGUGGUGCUAGAUGUGGGCUGUGGGACGGGCAUCCUUUCUAUGUUCGCCGCCAGAGCGGGAGCCAAGAUGGUCAUUGGGGUGGACCAAUCAGAAAUCAUCUACCAGGCCAUGGACAUUGUCAGGUCGAACCAGCUGCAGGACAGGGUCACUCUGAUAAAGGGCAGGAUAGAGGAGGUCAAACUGCCCGUUGAGAAGGUGGACAUCAUCAUCUCAGAAUGGAUGGGUUACUUCCUGCUGUUUGAGUCAAUGCUGGAUUCGGUUCUCUAUGCCAGAGACCUCUACCUGGCCGGGGGGGGCUCAGUCUACCCUGAUCGUUGCACCAUCAGCCUGGCGGCAGUGGGCGACACGGCGAAGCACCAGGACCGUAUUGCAUUCUGGGAUGACGUGUACGGGUUCAAGAUGGCGUGCAUGAAGAGGGCCGUGGUGCCAGAGGCCGUGGUGCAGGUCCUCAAACCAGACACAAUCAUCUCUAAGCCUGCAGUCAUACAGGGGAUCGAUUGUAACGCAGUGUCUCUCUCUGAGCUGGAGUUUGCAUCAGACUUCUGCCUAAAGAUAACAGACAGCACAGAAUGCACGGCCAUCGUGGGCUACUUUGACAUUUUCUUCGACAGAGACUGCGGCAACAAGGUGAUGUUCUCCACGGGGCCACAGGUCACCAAGACGCAUUGGAAGCAGACAGUAUUCCUGCUAGAAAAUCCCAUCCCUGUACAAGCAGGGGAGGAGCUUCAGGGACGGAUCACCGUACGCAAAAACAAAAAGGACCCCCGCUCGCUGUUCAUCACCUUUGACCUCCACGACAUGAAGCAGACCUACAGCCUGCAGUGAGUUCACUGAUCACAUGACUACGAUGACAUCAUCAAUAGUGUGGCUGAACUGAAAUAUUCCCCAGACUUUUCCAGAACAAUUAGUAUUAUUAUGGUUGUUAUUAUGAAAUGUUUAACACUUAUGGAAUCAGAAACAACUUAUCUUCAUAUGGAGCAGUAAAUGUAGGGAUUAAUUUUUAAAAAUUAAAAGGUAGACUGACAGAGUAGUGAGACAAGGAGAGUAUGAAGUGUGCUUGAACAACAAGGUGUGGAGUUCACUGCAUUUUAAUGCCAUACCUGUUAAUAAACACAUUCCCUCAUACAGAAUCUGAGUUGAUUUCUUGGCAAGCGCCAUUUCUCAAAAAUGUUUCUACUUGGCUGUGGAAACAUUUUUCACUUUUGCACAGGGUCAACACUUUCCUGUGACGUUCCCAUUUUUUCCUGAUACACAAAGUUAGGCUGGAUAAAACAUACAUUUUUGGAUUUUUAAGGCAGUCAAUCAGUUAAUGGUCAAAUCUGGUAAAUAUGGGCAUAAUGGAAAUAGUAAUAGAUUUAGGUCAAAUAUCCUGAUAUGAUCAACUAAACUUAGUGGAUUAUCAAACAUAAGCACUUAGACUAUGGAAUGGAUACAUUAAUAGUUACUUUUCAUACAGUUGUAUGCAUUAAGACAUGCAAAUAUACAGAAAGGUUGAACAUUCGGAUGUUUUCAGAUACAAUUAUGGUCUGUAGCACCGUCAAUUACCCUUCUCAAAUGAUGUAGGCCAGGGCUCUCCAACUCUGUCCUUGGGGAACUUUCCUCCUGUAGGGUUUCACUCCAACCGCAGUUGUAACUAACCCGAUUCCUCUUGUAAACCAGCUAAAUAUUACAAUCCGGUGUGCUAGAUUAGGGUUGGAAUGAAAACCUACAUGAUGGUAGUUCUCCAGGAACAGGGUUGUAGAGCACGGAUGUAGACCCUUUUUCGAAAACUGCAGGAGACCCCACUCAACCAGAAGAACUUCACCUCGUAAGGAUGUGACUUUCUGGGCCAGAGAUAUUGAAACUAUUAUGUCGUUUUUAAGGGAUACAAUGUACAAGCAGCCAAAUGGGAUAGUCACAAAUGUUGACCAAACUACGCUGAACAUACUAUGACAAUAUAAACUGACUAUUUGCGUACAUACAGUACAUACUUAGAUUAUGGAAUUAACAUGUUUGUUACUUUUGUCAUAAUGAUUAUGCUUUAAGUCAUGCAUAUACAAAGAAAAAGUACAUUUUCCAUCAUUUUGGACAAACUUGGGCAUUAGCGAACAAAAAGAACUUUCUCAGACAGUGUAGAGCCCUUCAAACUACACGGAAAGACACUUCUGAACAAUAAGGAUCUGACAUUCUGUGGUGGAGAUAUUGGAACUAAGGGGGCAAGUGCAAGUGCAUUUGAAGUUGACAUUUUUGAGGUGAUGAUACCACCUGUAGAACUGUCGUUAAGACACUAACAGCUUACAGAUGGUAGGCAAUUAAGGUCACAGUUAUGACAACUUAGGACACUAAAGAGGCCUUUCUACUGACUGAAAAACACCAAAAGAAAGAUGCCCCUGUUCAUCUGAGUGAACGUGCCUUAGGCAUGCUGCAAGGAGGCAUGAGGACUGCAGAUGUAGCCAGGGCAAUAAAAUGCAAUGUCCAUACUGGGAGAUGCCUAAGACAGCGCUACAGGGAGACAAGGUGGACAGCUGAUCAUCCUCGCCGUGGGAGACCACGUGUAACAACACCAGCACAGGAUCGGUACAUCCAAACAUCACACCUGCGGGACAGGUACAGGAUGGCAACAACAACUGCCCGAGUUACACCAGGAACGCACAAUCCCUCCAUCAGUGCUCAGACUGUUCACAAUCGGCUGAGAGAGGCUGGACUGGGGGCUUGUAGGCCUGUUGUAAGGCAGGUCCUUACCAGACAUCACCGGCAACAAUGUUGCCUAUGGGCACAAACCCACAAGGUCCGUCAUGGUCUGGGGCAGUGUGUCACAGCAUCAUCGGACUGAGCUUGUUGCCAUUGCAGGCAAUCUCAACGCUGUACGUUACAGGGAAGACUUCCUCCCUCAUGUGGUACCCUUCCUGCAGGCUCAUCCUGACAUGACCCUCCAGCAUGACAAUGCCACCAGCCAUACUGCUCGAACUGUGCGUGAUUUCCUGCAAGACAGGAAUGUCAGUGUUCUGCCAUGGCCAGCGAAGAGCCCGGAUCUCAAUCCCAUUGAGCACGUCUGGGACCUGUUGGAUCGGAGGGUGAGUGCUAGGGUCAUUCCCCCCAGAAAUGUCCGGGAACUUGCAAGUGCCUUGGUGGAAGAGUGGGGUAACAUCUCACAGCAAGAACUGGCAAAACUGGUGUUGUCCAUGAGGAGGAGAUGCACUGCAGUACUUAAUGCAACUGGUGGCCUCACCAGAUACUGACUGUUACUUUUGAUUUUGACCCCCCCCCCCCCACCCUUUGUUCAGGGACACAUUAUUCAAUUUCUGUUAGUCACAUGUCUGUGGAACUUGUUCAGUUUGUCUCAGUUGUUGAAUAUUGUUAUAUUAAUACAAAUAUUUACACAUGUUAAGUUUGCUGAAAAUAAACGCAGUUGCCAGUGAGUGUCACGUUCCUGACCUGUUUUCUGUUGUUUUUUAUGUGUGUGAUGGUCAGGGCGUGAGUUUUGGGUGUUUUCCGUUUCUAUGUUGGUUUUGGGUUGCCUGGUAUGGCUCUUGAUUAGAGGCAGGUGUUUUGCGUUUUCCUCUAAUUGAGAGUCAUAUUAAGGUAGGGUGUUCUCACUGUUUGUUUGUGGGUGAUUGUCUUCCGUGUCAGUGUAUGUGCGCACCAUACGGGACUGUUUCAUUGUCGUUAGGUAUUUGUAGUCUGUUCCUGUUCGUGCAUUCUUCACGUUGUAUGUAAGUUCGUGUCCAGGUCUGUUUACUUCGUUUUGUUGUUUUGUAAAGUAUCAAGUGUUCUUCGUGUGUUUAGUUUCGUCUUGUUUAUUAAAAUUCAUUAUGUAUUCACAACCCGCUGCAUUUUGGUCUUUCGAUCCUUCUCUCCUCUCCUCGUUUGAGGAGGAGGAUUACGACACCCGUUACAGUGAGAGGACAUUGAUUUUUCAUUUCCAUUGUGCCCAUUUUCACCAGGUUUGACCUUUAACCCAUUGAAAUUUGCCUAAUAAAACUAAAUGUAGCGUGUUUUUUGCAUAAUUUUGUGUCACCCUAUCACUGUUUGAUCUAGCACAGAUGACAGCCUUUAACAAGAAAAAACAAGCACUUUUUCCAGAUUGGCAGGUCUACUACUAGCAGCAUAUAGGCUGCAUCCAAAAUGGCAUAAAGCUCUGGUCAAAAGUAGUACACUAUGUAGGGAAUACUGUGCCAUUUGGGACACAAUCAUAGUGAGUUUUAUUUCUGCUCUAAAAAAAAUCUGACAAAAACUCCCCCUCGGCAUACUCCAUUGAGCUCUGCUGACAACAGAAUGCUUUUCCACUCUCUUCCUUAGAUCAUAAGUUCUGAAAAAUAAAGGCUAGCUGGUUUGUAAUCAGGUGGCGACUGUCGCCGCUUUGGUUUUGCUUAAUAAAGCUAUUUUUCCACUUC
Molecule: messenger RNA, 5230 nt
Organism: Salvelinus fontinalis (brook trout)
Lineage: Eukaryota; Metazoa; Chordata; Actinopteri; Salmoniformes; Salmonidae
Gene: prmt3
Product: protein arginine methyltransferase 3
Exons: 16
Coding region: 96-1682 (528 amino acids)
Biological process (GO): peptidyl-arginine methylation
Cellular component (GO): nucleus
Molecular function (GO): protein-arginine N-methyltransferase activity
Source: RefSeq, a predicted model, not a curated record